AUGGACUUAUACACAAGGCCGUCAAUAUUUCGAAGUCUUAAAAUUCUUCAGCUUCUACUUGCUUUAGCUUGUUUAAGUCUUGAGAUAACUCAAAUUAUUGAAUUUUCAAAAUCCGAUCCAAAAGUAUCGGAUUAUUUCGAUACUCGAUAUAGGAGUUCUGAAG
Molecule: messenger RNA, 163 nt
Organism: Acaulospora morrowiae
Lineage: Eukaryota; Fungi; Glomeromycota; Glomeromycetes; Diversisporales; Acaulosporaceae
Source: the annotation of a GenBank genome assembly